CUGAAUUUCGAUUGACAUCACCAAAAGAAGAAGGGCAUGAAGAAAUCCGAGCCACCAAAGGCAGCAAAACGCGAAGAUGGGGUCGAUUUGAUCAGUAGCAUGCCGGAUGAUAUUCUUGUUUCGAUUCUUUCACAUCUUCCGCACACCGAAGAAGUUAUUCGAAGCAGCAUUUUGUCCGAGUGCCUUGAUGGUGCAUGUGAUCCCUCUCUACCUAAUCUGAGGAAUCUUGUGCUUAAUACAACUAUGGAUGCCUUCACCAUGGAUAACUUCAAACGAGUUCUCAAAUAUUAUCCCAAACUGGUGUAUCUCGAGUUGGUCAUUGAACAGGAUUUUCAUGGAAAAUACGCGUGUUUGGAUAAAGAUGAAACAAUGAGAAUCUCGACUCCUGAUAUGAAAAAAGUCUGAGUUUUUUGAAUUUAAUGGAGAAAAGCCGGAACUACUCAUAGACUGGUGUGGAGAUAAAUUGGAUAUGUUUUUCACUUGGGGGUGACGUAGCCAGUUUCUGAUAAACUGUAAAGUAGCAUCUAACUUACCUAUCCAUGUGAUGGGAUGGGGGAAACUAGAUUUUCUGGUUUUAUUUGGAUGCCUUU
Messenger RNA from Lactuca virosa, 590 nucleotides. The record is from the annotation of a GenBank genome assembly. Lineage: Eukaryota; Viridiplantae; Streptophyta; Magnoliopsida; Asterales; Asteraceae.